This is a messenger RNA of Thunnus maccoyii (southern bluefin tuna), 2412 nucleotides long. Its product is annotated as DELTA-actitoxin-Afr1a-like. Gene Ontology annotation, molecular function: channel activity. NCBI's taxonomy places the organism in Eukaryota, Metazoa, Chordata, Actinopteri, Scombriformes, Scombridae. Bases 698 to 1255 code for a protein of 185 amino acids. Gene Ontology annotation, biological process: monoatomic cation transport; cytolysis in another organism; pore complex assembly. The record is from RefSeq and is a predicted model, not a curated record. Gene Ontology annotation, cellular component: pore complex. The transcript is spliced from 2 exons.
CAUCACAAAUUAUCAUGACAGUGUAAAACAAAAUCAAGUUGUACAUCUUUUCAGUGUACAUAACAUGAAUCAUACUUUGGUUAAAAUUAAUACAUCAAACAUGUUAGACUACACAGCAUGUUAUAUGGAGGUAUUGCAUGUUCGUUUCCACAUGCAGACAGCAAAAGCAAUGUCACAAUCACAGAGACAGAAGGUGUGGUGCAUAAGGAAGCACUGAGGUAUGAGAAAACGUUACAUAAAGGUGAACAAACUUGCUUCAAGCAUGGCAAAUAAUAGUAUGAAAACAACAAAAAAAAUGUUGUUAUUGUUGGCUACACCCUAUCUUCAUUCCUCCUCAUACAGAACAUACCUGAUGUGAAGACAGGACAAAAAGUUUGAGGCAUGAGUGACAGGGUGUGUGGAUGUGGGCGGGUACAGGUUUGGGUGGAAUUUAGGUGUCACACAUUCCCCGACAAGAGUGAUCUAAAGAGAGAACUCAGUGUCUCAAUUCAGGCAUCACCCGAGCGAGCAACACAUCUGUGAUCCGGGCAGGUAAGCCACUUUGUUCCUGUGCUGUAUUUGGGUUUUACUGGGUGAUUCAACUGACUUAAAACUGUGCAUCUCUGAUUAUUAUAGGCACUGUCUGCAUUGUGAUAAAGAUCUACAGUUAACACUUCUUUACACCUCUUGUGCUGUCACAGCCUUUACGAGAAACAACAUGAGUGAAUCAGCAGAGGCUUUGGCGGCUAACCUCACAAGCCGAAGAAAUGUCACCAUCGAGAUCACCAACCUCACUAAUAACUACUGCCUGAUUGACCCCAAGGUUUUCCUGGACAGUGGCAACUGCCACAGCCCGCCCCAACCCACCGUGCGACCACUGAAAACCGAGGUGUGCAACUUCAGCAAAACCAGCGCCAAAGCAUCCGGUGCAGUGGGUGUUCUGACCUACGACCUGUUUGAGAGGCAAAGCAACUCUGCUAAAGAGACAGUAGCGAUAAUGUUCUCUGUGCCCUACGACUAUAACAUGUACAAGAACUGGUUCGCCGUGGGGAUCUAUGCCAAGGGCAAAGAGUGCGACGAGAGCCUGUUCAAAGAGAUGUAUUACAACAAAGAGCAGAAGGGUUUCAUUCGAGAGGAGGCCCAUGGCUCCGGGCUCACGUUUGAGGGCAGGCAGCUGGACAUCAAGGCCACCAUGUCCCCGAUGGGCAGGGCCAUUAUGAAGGUGGAGCUGUGGGACAAGCUCUUCACCCCACAAAUGACACAAAGCCAUUACUGAGCUGUUAUGCAGAUUCAUCUUUGCCAACAUAAUCCUGCCUGACACACCGAUGUGUAGUGUUGAUAUGUUUAAACCUUUGAACACUAGUGCUUUUGUGCCAUCUGUUCACUGAAUAAAUCCUUAACAAGUCUGACAUGACAAAACAUGUGUCUUAGUGAUCCCUACAAAAAAUAAGCGUCUUGGUAAAGCUUCAGAACAAGUUAAUGUUUGUCUGAACUUGUAUUUGUUCUUGAUAUGAACCACUGAUAUAAUUUUUACUUAUUUUCUACUUGUUCAGACUCCACAACCAGUGCCUUAUGCAAAUUAUUGCGAUAGAAAAUAGAUAUAGUGAGGUUUCUGUUUUGUAUAUAAAUCAAAAGAAAGAUUAUUGACAUUAUUUAGUGAAUCAUAAGAUAAAAUACAUGCUGAUAUACAAUAAAUUACAAGAUAAUGAGGUCAGGUGUUUCUCGGAGGCAACAACAGAUCUGAAAAGCUGAAACUUGAUGGUAAAAUCCCUCCAGCUGCAGAGUUCAGGCAACAGAGGCUGGCCGUCACUCAGCAGUUACAUAUAUUGCAUAAGGACACCAUCUAGUGGUCAAAAGUAUUUGGUGCAUGUACGGCUGAAAAUCUGCAGCUGAUUGAUUUUCAAACAAUGACAGUAAAUUAACAAAAAGAGAACCAUUAUAUCUAUAUUUUUACAAGGUCAGUUUUUAGACUAACAUGAUCAAUUCUACUCUUAAAUCAAUUGAUUCUUUAUAUGUGGAGAUAUAUAGAUCAUUUUUCUGUAUGUGGCUGAGUUUUUACUAAGCUGAGUAAAAACUGUGUGACUUUGACAAAAGAGACCACGUUUUCCAUUCGAUCUCCUAUCAACAGUCAGUGUUUGUUUGCAAUGUGUUUCCACAAAAGAAAUUCAGAAAAGAAAGUUUUGUUAGUCAAUUGUAAAUUAAAUUCACCAAAAUGAUCAAGACAUUAGCUGAGUCUUUUGCUUUUUUUUUUUUUUUUUUACCACUUGAAUACCGCCUUUUUUGUAAGUUUCUUUUGAGGAAACACAUUGCUGUCCUUUUUUCUGAAGGCAGAGCAUCCAAUAGAAGGUCAGUACAUGAGAAGUACACCUGUUUCCUCUUUUGAAGUCAAUGUUGGUUUCUUUAAACCAUAACCACAAUCUUUCCCAUUCCUAA